This is a messenger RNA of Striga asiatica, 2041 nucleotides long. Lineage: Eukaryota; Viridiplantae; Streptophyta; Magnoliopsida; Lamiales; Orobanchaceae. The record is from the annotation of a GenBank genome assembly.
AUGGUGAAGCUGACGGAGGCCGCGCAGGAGAGGGGCACCGACUCUCUAAUUUGGGUCUCGCGAUUGUCCUCGAGCCUCGUGUCUGCUGGCGUCUCCACUCCGUCCGUCGAGGUGGCGAAGCUCCUCAUAUCCCACAUAUGCUUGUCGAACAAUAACCAAUCGCGUGAAAGUUCAGGACGUCGUCCAUCUCCACAUGAGGGCAAACUACACAUCGACGCCGUCCGUCGCAGGUGCUCCUUGCACGGCAGACCUUCGUCCGUAACCUUGACGCCGCCGUUCUUUGUCAAAGGAGAGAAUACGGGAGUUGGUGGAGACGUAAUCGGGAAGAAAAGGGCAACAACUGAGGGUCGAGUCAACGCCAUUGGAGCUCCAGCUCGAUCUCCAUACCAAUUUCAAGUGAUCUCAUCAGAGUUUCUUUGUAAUCUUCGAUCGGGGGCAGCUAGGUUAGCAACCAUGGUGAAGGAGACGGAGUACUACGAUGUGUUGGGUGUGAGCCCCACCGCAACCGAGGCCGAGAUUAAGAAGGCUUAUUAUGUCAAGGCUAGGCAAGUUCAUCCAGACAAAAACCCAAAUGAUCCUAUGGCUGCACAAAAGUUUCAGAUUUUGGGUGAGGCGUAUCAAGUGCUGAGUGAUCCAUCACAAAGACAAGCUUAUGAUGCCUACGGGAAAUCAGGAAUUUCAACAGAUUCGAUUAUCGAUCCUGCAGCAAUUUUUGCUAUGCUGUUCGGAAGUGAGCUUUUUGAGGAAUACAUUGGCCAGCUUGCCAUGGCAUCAAUGGCUUCCUUGGAUAUUUCCACAGAAGAAUCGGUUGAUGUCAAAAAGUUGCAGGAAAAAAUGCGGAAUGUCCAAAGAGAAAGGGAAGAGAAACUUGCCGGUAUACUUAAAGAUAGACUCAACCUUUAUGUCCAAGGAAACAAAGACGAGUUCAUUCGUCAAGCUGAGGCUGAAGUAGCAAAGCUUUCCAAUGCUGCUUAUGGUGUGGAUAUGCUGAGUACCAUUGGAUAUAUAUACUCAAGGCAGGCAGCAAAAGAGCUUGGGAAGAAGGUGAUGUACUUAGGCGUGCCGUUUGUUGCUGAAUGGUUUAGAAAUAAAGGACAUUUUAUCAAGUCUCAAGUAACUGCUGCUACUGGAGCAAUUGCUUUGAUCCAGCUUCAAGAGGACAUGAAAAAGCAGCUUAAUGCUGAAGGGAAUUACACGGAAGAAGAACUCGAGGCUUACAUGCAAUCACAUAAGAAAAUAAUGAUUGACUCCCUUUGGAAACUCAACGUAGCCGAUAUAGAAAAUACCCUCUCCCGCGUUUGUCAGCUGGUUCUGCAAGAUAGCAAUGCAAAGAAAGAGGAGCUUCGUUUGCGCGCAAAGGGUUUGAAAACUCUAGGUAAAAUUUUCCAGAGAGUGAAAUCAGUUAACGACAAUGAGAAUCUCCCGACUGAGCUGAGCAAUUAUAAAUUGGGUGGAAAUGGAAAUGAACCGAGUAAUAGUGCUGCUUCUUCCAACACACAUGAAAGAUCUUUAAAAAAUGACGAGCCUAACUCAGUAGCGGCACAGAGCCCAUAUGUGGAGACUCCUCAAUAUGCUGGAGCUCCAUUCAAGUUCCCAAUGCCAACUGCACCACCUGGUGUUAACAAGCAACCAUAAAAUUGCGCGAACACUUCGAGAGUUUUUGAAUUAUGGUGGAUGACGGUAUGUUUUUUUUUUUUUUUUUUUUGUNUGUCAAGUGGUCGAAUAGUGGAGGAAUUAUUUAUUUAUGUGAUGUGUGUUGUUUGUAUAGAUCUAGAAAUGUUGCCGAACAUGAAGAGCUUCUUAUGGCAUUUUAUGUAUUUACUAGCAACAAAUAGCAGUUUGUUGUAUGGCUCUGUUAUAUUACUUUGUAGUAUUGAUUGUCAUUUGUCUCCAUUUUUCAUGUGUGUACAGUUUAGUUUGUUAUGUGUUGUGUUCGUGCUUCACUGUUUUUUCGUAUUAUCCAUUUUAUUUGAUCAUAAAUACCAUAAUUACUCAAAAUUUAUUAUGUAAUUAUGUUUUUGAGUUGUGUCUGUGUUGUGUU